Messenger RNA from Acanthoscelides obtectus, 636 nucleotides. Lineage: Eukaryota; Metazoa; Arthropoda; Insecta; Coleoptera; Chrysomelidae. The record is from the annotation of a GenBank genome assembly.
AUGAAACUAUCUAAACUGCAAGAUCAUCUGAGAAGAUGCCACCCUGAUAAAACAGAGAAAGAUUUGAAAUACUUUCAAACACUCAAAGAUAAAUUUCAGAAGAGACCUACACUCGGCAGAAUGUUCGCUUCGACGUCACAAAAAAAUGAUGUUGCUUUGCGGGCGUCUUACAAUAUCUCGUUACUUAUAGCAAAAUCCGGAAAACCGCAUACUAUCGGAGAGAAGUUAAUUUUGCCAGCCGUUGAAGAGGUUUUAAAAACCGUUUUACACAAACCUGCAUCUGAUAUCAUUAAAAGAAUUCACUUAAGCAACAAUACUGUUAAAAGACGUAUUCAUGAAAUCAGUUCUGAUAUUGAAAGCUUCUUAUGUAAUUAUUUGCAAACGACCCAUUUCUAUAUACAACUGGACGAGUCAACUUUACCUGAUAAUGAAGCAUUAUUAUUGGCAUAUGUUCGUUUUAUUAUGAAUCAAGAAAUCUACGAAGAACUGCUCUUCGCAAGAACUUUGAUAACCGACACUAAAGGAUACCCAGCAAAAACACACUCCGAACUUGUGGUGGACAUUAUGCCUUUGUCAACGCUGAUGGCUACAACUAGUGAAACGCUGUAUGAAUCCUCAAUCAUCAAAACGCUAUAA